AUGGUGAUAUUUGGUAAUGCUGCUGGCUCUGCAAACCAGGUGAUCCGGAGGGGGCUGUGGGGACUGAUGCUAGUCUUGUCUGUAGCCAUAUACGGCUCUCACGCUCCCCUCCUGACCCUGUGCAAGGUGGACGGGACAAUUCCCUUCAGCUCUGCGUCCGUCGUGGUUCUUGUUGAGCUGACAAAACUGGUGUUCUCCCUCCUGUUCCUGCGGACCUGGGAACGGGAGCUGAUAGGCGUGUCGUGGCGCCACGUUGCCCCCUUCGCCCUCUCUGCCCUGCUCUAUGCUGCCAACAACAACCUGGUGGUUCACAUGCAGCUCUUCAUGGAUCCCAGCACCUACCAGGUCUUGAGUAACUUAAAGAUCGUCAGCACCGCGCUCCUCUACAGCCUCUUCCUGCGCCAAAGACUCAGCGUGCGCAAAUGGCUGGCUCUCUUCCUGCUGGUGGCUGCUGGGGUGAGCUACAGCUGUGGUGGCCUGCAGGACCCUGGCAGCCCCUCCAUGAUGCAGCUGCACAUCACACUGGUGGGCUUGUUGCUGAUCUCAGUGUACUGCUUGAUAUCGGGUUUGUCUGCUGUCUACACGGAAGCCAUCCUGAAAACCCAGGCGCUGCCUCUCAGCCUUCAGAACCUCUUCCUUUACUUCUUUGGGGUCCUGCUCAACUUGAUCGGCUACUUCUGGAACAGCGCAGAGGGCAGUUUCUUGGAGGGCUUCUCCUCCUGGGUGCUAGUGAUUGUGGUCAGCCAGGCCGUGAAUGGCUUGAUCAUGUCAGUGGUCAUGAAGCACAGCACUAACAUCACCAGACUCUUCGUGAUCUCCUGCUCUAUCCUGGUCAACGCCCUCCUGUCCGUCACACUCUUCAACCUGCAGCUCACCCUCCUCUUCUUCGUUGCCGUCUCGUGCAUUGGCCUCGCUGUUCACUUGUACUACGGGGUCACGUAG
Molecule: messenger RNA, 942 nt
Organism: Charadrius vociferus (killdeer)
Lineage: Eukaryota; Metazoa; Chordata; Aves; Charadriiformes; Charadriidae
Gene: SLC35A4
Product: solute carrier family 35, member A4
Biological process (GO): pyrimidine nucleotide-sugar transmembrane transport
Cellular component (GO): Golgi membrane
Molecular function (GO): pyrimidine nucleotide-sugar transmembrane transporter activity
Source: RefSeq, a predicted model, not a curated record